AUGAGUACAUUACAACUCGAGGCGAAUUCUUCGGUCAAUGAUUAUUCUGCACUUCCGGAAGACAAUCAACAUCAUCUGGAUGACUUAGAACAUGCUGAGGCUGUCGAUUCGAUGGAACCCGAUUCUCUGGAAGUCUCUACUCCAUCACCCGAGACGGCUCAGACUCAGAAGCUAUGCCAUUAUUGCGAACCAAUGUUUUCUACAUUUGAGAACUUGCAACUCCUCGUCUCCAAAGAAGGCUAUAAGCACAACACUUUAAGAGGGGUUAAAGACGCAGCGUAUCGCGGAUGCGGGUUAUGCAAACUUAUCACAGAAACAAUUUGUGAUUCAUUCGUAAUUGGAAAUUCGUGCGUGACGUUGCACGCUCUGCUCACUGAGAAAAGGAUCGAAGAUAGACUGCCCCUUUCCAAGAGGAUCUCGAUGUUUAUUAAAGAAUGCUUACUUCCGAGACUCAAGGGAUCUGCUAGAUUAACUAAAUAUCCGUAUCAUGGACGCAAAAUUGUUGAACUUGGAGUCAAAACCUCCGGAUCUCUAUCCGGCUGGUUUUGUAUUUUGGCUGACGAAGCGAGUCCGGCGGGUGUGUAUAUUGAGCGGGAACCUCUUAUAGCCAUGGAUAAUUUCAAAAGGACCAUUCCCAAAAUAAAAGAAUGGUUAGAUGACUGCUGUCACCGUCACACAAGAACUUGUCGAUACUCUACUCCAAAAUUACCCACGAGAGUGCUUAAAAUAGGAUCUAAAAGCACAAGUCUUGUUUACCUAUAUGUGAGUAGACCCGAUCAAAAAGACGACUAUAUUGCUUUGAGCUACUGUUGGGGAGGACCUCAGAGCUUCACAACAACCAAUUCUACUCUGGAACAAAACAUGCGUGGCAUUGAUAUUGAUAAUCUGCCUUUGACCUUCAAAGACACGAUUCUCAUGGCGAGGAAACUUGGAAUACGAUACAUUUGGAUUGAUGCACUGUGCAUCAUUCAAGAUAGUGAUCUUGAUAAAGCCAGAGAGAUUGGGGCAAUGGGAGACAUUUUUAAGAAUGCCACGGUGACAAUAUCUGCGGCAAGCGCAACUUCAGUAGACGGGGGAUUAUUUAAUCAAAAACCCUCUCCAGAGUUACUAGAGAUUCCAUUCUGCUUGCCCGACAAAUCUUUGUCGAAGGUAUAUAUUUCUGAAUCAAAAGGCCUCGGCGAGUGGCCUCAAGAACCUAUAGAUCGCAGAGCUUGGUGUUUCCAAGAAUCAAUGCUAUCGCCCAGACUGCUUUCGUUUCGAUCUACAGAGCUGCUAUGGCAUUGCCAGUCUUUGAGAUACGAGCCCGUGGUGAAAAGUUAUUAUUUACACAUGUGGACAAAGGUUAAGAUGCCUGCAAAUAUCUUUGGACGCGACGUAGCAGUAUAUUUACCAGGCGCACUUCAUCGCAGUGAAAUUUGGAACUGUAUUGUUGAAAACUUCACGGGGCGUGAUCUUACGAACCCUGAAGAUCGCUUGCCUGCCAUAUCUGGUAUUGCAAAAGAACUCGCUUUGGCGUGGAACGACAAGCAUGUUUUUGGUGUAAUGAGAAGCACAAUCGAACACCAUCUGUCUUGGGACACAGAAAGAUGGCGGACCUUUCCACGUAAAGGUCAUAGCAAUGUGAGAAACGGAGGCGCUCCUUCAUGGUCCUGGGUCUCAGUUGAUUGUCCGGUUCACUUUCGAGAAUUUGGUUUGCAAAAUUAUGUCAAAAUCAAAUGUCUUGAGAUUGACAACACACUAGCGUGCGGUAAAAUCGUUCUCAAAGCCAAAGCUCUGUCUUUGAAAGUCCAGCUGAUGAAUAGUGCGCAAGAAAAAACCUUCCAACAGUUUUACGAUGUCCCUGAAGAUCUCAAGGCCGAAGCAUGCACACUCAUGCUACUGGGAGAAUGGCCGGAUUCCGAUUCUUAUGGAUUCAAUCAGUCGUUUUUGAUUUUAAAAAGAUUGGACAACGGAUACUAUCAGCGUGUUGGUGGUCUAUUUCCCUCCAAAUAUGUGUACGGGGACGGGGUCGAAUUCGCUUUGCACGAUUGGAUGCCAGCUAAAAGUCUUAGAAAUUCAUUCGAUGCUAUUGAGAUGUCUCGAAUAACUAUUGUUUAG
Messenger RNA from Botrytis deweyae, 2097 nucleotides. RefSeq lists its product as uncharacterized. The transcript has 2 exons. The coding region runs from base 1 to 2097 and encodes 698 amino acids. NCBI's taxonomy places the organism in Eukaryota, Fungi, Ascomycota, Leotiomycetes, Helotiales, Sclerotiniaceae. The record is from RefSeq and is a predicted model, not a curated record.